Exophiala oligosperma is the source of this 837-nucleotide messenger RNA. RefSeq names its product nuclear transport factor 2. Bases 131 to 508 code for a protein of 125 amino acids. The record is from RefSeq and is a predicted model, not a curated record. Gene Ontology annotation, biological process: protein import into nucleus. Lineage: Eukaryota; Fungi; Ascomycota; Eurotiomycetes; Chaetothyriales; Herpotrichiellaceae. The transcript has 7 exons. Gene Ontology annotation, cellular component: nuclear pore central transport channel.
CUCGAAAUUACUGACCACAAAACACCCUUCUUUUUCGCAACUACCACACAUCUCGACCGAGGAUUCCGCUUGAGCACGUACCGUUGAAACACAGACGGGCUUGCCGUGUAGUCAUUUCGCACUGUUCAUUAUGGGAGACUUCCAGGGCAUUGCUCAACAAUUUGUUGAAUUCUACUACAAGACCUUUGACAGCGACCGCGCGCAGUUGGCUGCUCUUUACAGGAACAACUCCAUGCUCACCUUCGAAAAGGAGCCAUUCCAGGGAACGCAGUCUAUCCUUGAAAAGUUGACGAAUCUUCCUUUUCAAAAAGUACAACACCGUGUCGACACCACAGAUGCCCAACCGUCGAAUGAACAGGGUGGUAUUUUGGUUCUGGUCACUGGUGCACUGAUGGUCGAUGAUCAACAGCAGCCGAUGAGCUACGUGCAGACGUUUAACUUGUUGCCGGAUGCGGGCAGCUACUAUGUGCAGAACGAUGUCUUCCGACUGGUGUAUGCUGCCGGUUGAUCGACUCGCUGGUUAGAACGACGAGAAUUCAGGCCCGACAAUGUGUCAAAUCGACGAGCGUGGACGGUUUAAAUUCAUCUAUGCCUGAAGGAUGAUACGGACUUGACGUUGUUGAGAGCCGAGAGGAGCAUGAUUAAUAGAUCGAGUGCGGAUAUCCUGAGACUUUUGAAGACCGAGUUCAAACAGGAUGCACACGCAGAGCUCUAGAGGCAGAUAUCCACAGCCACGGAAGUCCUACAUUGUUAACUUGUGGUCUUUUGCUCUACCUUUCCAACUGGCCGACAUGCAUCUACGAUUUCUUCGCUAUUGACCUCUCUAGGUUAGACGCC